Molecule: messenger RNA, 1223 nt
Organism: Ceratotherium simum simum (southern white rhinoceros)
Lineage: Eukaryota; Metazoa; Chordata; Mammalia; Perissodactyla; Rhinocerotidae
Gene: GPR31
Product: G protein-coupled receptor 31
Biological process (GO): G protein-coupled receptor signaling pathway; negative regulation of inflammatory response
Cellular component (GO): membrane
Molecular function (GO): bioactive lipid receptor activity
Source: RefSeq, a predicted model, not a curated record
GACAUGCCCCUGGCCAACUGCUCCGUGCACAGCAGGGCAGUGGAGGCGUCGGUGGCCACGCUGCUCCUGCUGGAGUGUGGGCUGGGCCUUGUGGGCAAUGCCAUCGCGCUGUGGACGUUCUUCUUCCGUCUAAAGGUGUGGAAGCCCUACGCCGUCUACCUGUUCCACCUGGUCAUCGCGGACCUCCUGCUGACCGUCUGCCUGCCAUUCCACGCUGCCUUCUACCUGAGACACAAGACGUGGAGCCUUGGACACCCGUCCUGCCAAACCCUGCUCUUCCUUCGGGCCCUGAGCCGCGGGGUGGGCGUCGCCUUCCUCACUGCGGUGGCUGUAGACCGUUAUCUCCGAGUGGUCCACCCGAGGCUCAAGGUCAACCUUCUGUCCCCUCAGGUGGCCUGGGGGAUCUCAGGCCUCGUCUGGCUCCUGAUGGCAGUGCUCACCCACCAAAGCUUGUUCAUCUCUGAGGCUGAGUGCCCCAGUUUUGCACCCCGGGGAUAUUUCUCCUUCAGCCUUAUCUGGCAGGAGGUGCUCUUCUUCCUCCAAGUGAUCCUUCCCUUCGGCCUCAUCUUCUUCUGCAAUGCCAGGAUCAUCAGGACUCUCCAGGGGAGGCUCCGGGACCCAGACAAACAGCCCAAGCUGCAGAGGGCCCAGGCGCUGGUGGCCGUGGUCGUGGUGCUGUUCGCCCUGUGCUUUCUGCCCAGCUUCCUAGCCCGGAUCUUCCUGGCCAUCUUCCGAGGGUCGGACAGCUGCAGGGUCCUGCGGGCUCUGGUGCACUCGUCCGACGUGACCAGCAGCCUCACCUACCUGCAGAGCGUGCUGAACCCCGUGGUGUACUGCUUCUCGAACCCCGCCUUCAGACACUCCUACCGCAAGUUCUUCUACACUCUCAGAGGCCGAGGGCAGGACGCAGAGGUUCCGGGCUGCGACCUCAAAGACUCCUAUUCCUGAGGACAGAGAGCUCACUCGCCCCUGUUUUUAUGAGAACUACCUCAGAUCCAAGUAAUAAUGACCAUUAGUUAGGAUUCUGGAAGAAGAGGGAAUCUUGAGACUGCACUACCAAGAUAGAGACAUAAACUUGGACAUAACAGCAACAAAUGGUAAUAAAUACUUUGUUUACCAGGAUUUUCUUCUGCUAUUUCACACAACAGAGCAGCAGAUCAAAAUUAGGAAGCCAGAGCCUCCUUUUUACCUGACGAUGGUUAAAUGGCUAAAUUGAAGACUCG